Messenger RNA from Gigantopelta aegis, 7163 nucleotides. RefSeq names its product sorting nexin-6-like. The coding region runs from base 1 to 1167 and encodes 388 amino acids. Gene Ontology annotation, molecular function: protein binding; phosphatidylinositol binding. The record is from RefSeq and is a predicted model, not a curated record. NCBI's taxonomy places the organism in Eukaryota, Metazoa, Mollusca, Gastropoda, Neomphalida, Peltospiridae. The transcript is spliced from 13 exons. Gene Ontology annotation, cellular component: cytoplasm.
AUGACCAAGAAGUACAGUGACGGUCUGACGAAUGGAUCUGAGGGAGACAGCUCUGCUGAUUCGACUCCAACAAAAUCUGUUCCUUUCUCACCUGUGUUUUUAGUGCAGGUCUCUGAUGCAGUCAAGGAUGGAGACACACUACAGUUCACCAUCAUGGUGACAAGAGUUGGAGAGGAAAACGGUGCUGUUGUGACACGUGUAUUCGAAGAUCUCGAGUGGUUACAUCACUGUCUUAUUACUCAGAACAGUGUUGAUGGAUUAAUAGUUCCUCCUCUCCCCAGUCGACCAGAAGUAGACCCCAGAAGUGCAGAAUCAAAGUCUAAGAAGCAGCUGGGUAGUGAUACAAAAAUCUUGAAGGGAGAUGAAUUUAGCAAAGACUGCAGGACAGUUGAAAAGUACUUGAGGUUAAUUUUAAAACAUGAAUCAUUUGGGAGAGAUGAAGCAUUAUCAAAAUUUUUAACAGAAAAAGAGGCUCCAGUCCGUGCCAAGUUAAAGAAAGGCAUUAUGACCAGAUUUUCAUCAACAGUUGAGGGAGUUCGAAAAGGUGGUCAUAGAGACAUUGAAGAUUAUUUUCAAAAGAAACGAGAAUGGGCAGCAGAGUGGGGGAAAUCAAUGAAAGAUGUCUCAGGGAAUUUUAAUAAAAUGGUAUGCGCUCAAUAUAGAGUUGCAGGUUCCUUUACCCAUCUGGCCACAGCAUUAACCUGGACAGGUGCAUAUAAAGAUGAUGCAACAGUUGAAAUUAACAAAGUGUUUAGCAAAUUAAGUGAAGCUCUUGAUGAUGCAAGGCAUGGUUUGGAAGUGUUAUGUAACAACGAUGAGAAGACACUGGGUUUCCAGCUAGAUCUCUAUGCCAGAUACAGUGACUCACUCAAAGAUAUGCUGUUGCGGCGCACAUGUUUAUUAAUAGAUUACGAAGAUGCCAACAAAGCUCUAGAUAAAGCAAAACCACCUAAACUACAAGCUGCAGAAGAACAGAAAGAGGCAGCAGAAAAGGCCUAUGAAAACUGCACAGAAAAUGCACGCAGAGAGAUGAAAUUGUUUUUACAACAAAGACUUCUUUCCUUUGAAGAAGGCAUGACCUCAUUUGCAGAGUCACAAAUCAAAACAGCACGUGACACGUACACUUUGCUCAUGUCUUCAUUAUCUGCUGUCAAGCAAAUGAACUAGGAGAUAGGAAAGCUCAGUUCCCCUUGUUAAGCUGUUCUCAUUUAUACCAUGAGUAUUUCUUUGGUUAAUAAGUGCAAUUACAUCCAUCUGCACAAAAAUAUUAACCUACAGCACUAAGAAAUUUGUAUUGCAUUAAGAAAUUUGUAUAGCAAACAGUAUGGUGAUAAACUACAUUUCUGUGUAAAGCAAUAUGGAUGCCACAAAGAAUUAUGAGUUGUAAAGACAGUGAUUGUGGGACAGUUACUAAUAAUAUUAUUAGACUUUUUACUUAUAGACGGCAAAUUUAGCAGGACUCCUUGCUUACUCAAAUCCCAGAUUUUGGGUCAGAAGCAUCAAAUUAUGAUAAAAUCCCAAAAUAUCUAUAUUAAGUUAUGUUUACGAUUCUAGCCAUAACCUAAGAAAAAAUUCCCAAAUUCAUUGCCCGACUUAAUAGAAUAUUAAUUUGGACCUCUAAUUAAGGUUAAGCAAUUUUUAAUGUCUAAGAUCUUAACAUAAUGGAAUUCUUAGAUGAAAUGAAGGUGUUAAUUUUCUGACAGCCUUGUUUUGCUGUACAUUACCAUGAUAAGCUUUGUUGUCCAAAAAUAUACAUCCUACAUCCAUAAACCUGGCUUAAAGCAUGUUAGAAUAUAAACUUCUUUUUUUUCUUUCUUUUUCUCAUUUAAUCAAAUUAAAUCAUGAAAUUUGCAUAUUAUUAAUUCAAAUAAAAUAAAUAAAGAACGGACUUAUUGUGGAUUAUGUACUGCUAUGUGAUAAACUGAACAGUAACAUACAUAUGUGUUGCAAUAUUAUAACAGCAUAGUGUAAUUUUAACAUCAAAGGGGCAGUCUAAGUCAAUGUGCCCAAUUCCAUUGGUUGUCCUUUAAAGAUUCUAGUAUAAAAAUGUUUUUUUGAUAGUAAAUGGUUACAACUCUAUAGUCCGAAGGUUCAACACUAACCCUAACCAUAGAUUAAGUAGUCCAAAGGUUCAGUAGUCGAAGGUUUAUAGGCCUAACCCUGGACUAUUGAACAUUUGGACCAUUGAAUCUUCGGACUAUAGAGUGGUCCCCAUAGUAAAUUAAAUUAUCUGGUUGUACAUGUAUUUAUUUUAUGGGCAUAUAGUUGAAGGUAUCAUAUUUACAUAUCAAAGCAAAAGUUAAGAAAUAAUACCAGUGGGAUACUGCCAUUAUGUAAUCUCAUUACACCUUUAAAUUUCUCAAUUAUCUACAUUUGUUAAUGUUUUUGGUAUUAAAUUGUUCUUGGUUAAGGAUUUUAAGGAGAAACUAAACAUUGUAUUUUUGCACUAGUCAUGCAAAAAUGUUGAAAAAAACAAAAGCUGGUCUUUUUUGUGUGAAUCUUAUUUUGCCAUAAAACUAUAGACUUUACUGUGAUGUCUUUAUCAUGUACUCCUUUUAUUUGUGACAGAAAUAUUACAUUUAGAUAUUUAAUAUGAUCCGAUCUGUAUAACUUUUAUUGUAGUUUAGUUUUUUAAACAUAACUGUCCUUAACAAUCUUAUAAUUUAUGUGUAUUAUUGUUAGCCACUUUUAAAAAACAUUUUGAUGUCUUUAUGAUCAUUAAGAUGUAUUAUGUGAAGUAUAUAGAUGAUUUUUUAAAGUAUGAUCACAUGAAAUAAUGUUGAACAAUUAUUUGUAAAUAGGUAUAAAUUUAAAACACUUGUACUUACAGACUUCACUUGAAGUUGUAGAUGAAGCACAAGAUUUUGAUUUUAAAGGGACAGACCCUAGUUUUUAAACACUACAGCAUAUGUUUAUGAUCACUGAAAUCAAACAUUAUUUAUAUUAUAUUGUUUAGAUUAUCCAUUUCCGUACAACCGAAGUGUUUCUGGGCAGCCUGGUGUUUCUAAUACCACAAAAUGCAUUUUUCAUAUUUUUAAAACCACACGUGCAUCUGAGAUGUAUCAGUUAUAGAGUUGCGUUUUAUUCUAUUUUUAAGGGUAUUUCAACUUCACAGACUCUUUUUUCACUAUGUUGUAUCUAAAUUUGUUACCAUUUUGUAAAUUAACCAGAGUGUUCAUUUUUACUGGUUGAAACUAGGGUCUAGCUGAAAAAUAUGCCUUCAUGUUUAAAAACUAGGAUCUGUCCCUUUAAGAUCAGGUGAUGGAAGUUGGUUUGAUUGGAUGUUCAUUUUGAUUAAAAUUUCAUUUAGAAUGAAAGUUUCUAUAGAAUAAUAGAUGUUUAAAUCGAAGAUGUGAGAGAAAAACCUGUAAACUCAUUUUGUUACCAGCAGAAUCUUGCUUUUCACAUGCAUGACGCAACAUGUACCGGUAACGGGAUUUGAUAUACCAGCUAUGAAAGAAAACCAUAAAGAUCUACUGAGCUAUAUUCUGCUCUAGAUAAUGACAUUAAGGAAAGGUUAUUAGGAUUUCCAAAGAAUAUACGGUAGUAUCACAAUGAAUGUACAUGACAUGAAUGUUGUUUUAUUAGUAUAUGAACUUGAUGACAUUAAACCAUUCGAUGUCAUACUUUUAACCUUAGUGCAAUAUUGUUUAAUACAGUUUUCAACCUUUUUUUCUAAAAAUUAUUUACCACUGCUCAAGCAUAUAAUCAAGUUGUGAUGUUGCAAUAAAAUAUAAAGUCCUUUACACCAAUCUUCUAUGAACAUACUGUAUAUUUUUUUACAUUAAGAUUUUCUUAACAUUCCUACACCAUAAUUUUUUAUUUUUUUUUAUCACCUAUACAAAUUUCAUUACAAGUAUUAACAUAUCCAGUAUUUAAUUUCUUUUGGUGGUGGGGGGUGGGUGGGUAGGGAGAGUCACUCAUAUUGGGGAUGGAACACUCAUACUGUCUACAAGUUGUGUUAUGUGGAGAGGCAAAUAUAAAAGGUGGUGGGGAAAAGGGAGGUGUGAUUGAAGGUGGCCAUGGUGUCCAACCCCACGGUUAUCUAUUAUAUAUCAGUUAUAUAUUAGGGCUGUUCUAAAAUUGAUUGGUUGGAAGGCAUCACAAUUGGUAUUUUAUGCCUUAUGGGUCUACUCUGUUUCUCAUUCCAGCCAAUGCACCACCACUGGUAUAUCAAAGGCCAUGGUAUGUGCUAUCCUGUCUGUGGGAUGGUGCAUAUAAAAGAUCCCUUGCUAUUAAUGGAAAAAUGUAGCUGGUUUCCUCAUAUGUCAAAAUUAUCAACUGUUUGACAUCCAGUGAUUAAUAAAUCAAUGUGCUCUAGUGGUGUGAUUAAAAAAAAGCAUUAACGUUUUUAUGAGUCUGCUGCAUUUUUCCCUUGUGGCAUCCCCCCCCCCCCCCCCCCCCCAGUGCUGGAUCAAAACCUCAAAUUCAGGCAAAAUGUGCUAAUCUGAUACCUUUUUGCCAUGUAUUUCUAUCAUUCUACCCUCAAAAUUAGUUGUGAUCUAUGGAAAAAUGUGUAGCGAUUAGUUUGCAACCCUGUAUAACUUUGGCAGUAAUGCUAACAUGAAUAAAUGUUGUUAUGCAGAUUCUGGCAUUUUCGUUUAAUUCAGGCAAAAGCCAGUCUGUUCCACCACCACCCCCCGCCACUAUAAAAAUGGGAGCCAGUAUGCCUAUGCCCCUAUGCACUUGGUUUAAGUUGGGGGAAGAAACCUGUGGGUGGUGGCCAGGUGAGCCCUUUCCACUUUAAGAUCAGUUUUGGAACAGCCCUUUAUAAAUUGUAGGAUUGUAGGCAUUUGUUAAUUUUUUCUUAAAAUUAGUAUGUUAUCUACAUUUUAAAAAUCUCUGUGUUAAAUAGAUGCUAUCAACAAGUUCAAAAUGGUUAUUGUUGUUAAUGCUAAUGUAAACAAUAUAAUUAUGUAGGUGUUAAUAUGUCAGUAUUUGCGUAUCCUUGGUUACAGUAUAGGCACUUAAUGUGUGCUUAUUACAUUAUUUUUUUAAUGUAUUUAUUGUAUAUCUGUAUAUCAGUGUUUUCCAGUUUAUUAUUGUGCCUUGAGUAUUACCAUUUCUUACUUUAUUUAAGUAGGAUAUAAUGCCUAAUGAACUCCCAUCACAGACAAUACUAAGUUUAAGACAUUGACAUUAUUAGCCUAUAAUUAUGUAAAAAAAAGAAAGAAAAAAAGUGUAUGCUUGCAGGAUGCAGUUCUGUUGCUGUGAACAUGAAGCCAUCUGGCUCAAGGUAAAAGAAAUUAAUGUAAUAUUUAUAAAAUUCUAAGUCAUUCAAAUUAUAUAUAAUAUGCUUUCUUGGGGUACUGAUGUAAUUGAACAUUUUUGUCCGGUAAUAUUCAACAUUUUUUAAGCAAUGUGGACAACAUCAAAAAGGAAAAUAUGAAUUUUAAUCUACCAUUACAACAGGUAGGAGUUUUUCUAGGGUGGGUUUUUUUUUUUUUUUUUUUUUUUUUUUGGGAGGGGUGGGGGACUUAAAAUACUUUAAUGGUGUUAUAAGGAUCAUAUUUAUUUGUGUUUUAGUGCAAUCUUGAUGAACCAAUAUUAUGAAAAGUCAGAUUUUUCCUUUUUUUUCCUUUGUAUUUAAUGUGGAUUGGAGUGUUUAUUUGUUUUCUUAACAAAAUAUCCUCUUUAGUACGUAUGGAUACUGGUAGCUAAUUUUCUCUGAACUUCCAAACAAAUCUGCAUUUUGUUAUGUACAUUGAUCAAUUCAUGUUCUGUUACACUAUGUUGCCUUUAAUAUACAAUGUAUUGUUAUAAAUAUACAUUUAAUAUGUAUUGAUAUAUAAUUCCAUAAAAGUAUUCAUAUAUGUAUAUAAUUUUGCCCACGAUGUUAAGAAUUGUUUUAAAUAGCACAGACUCAGUGUUAAUUAUGUAGACAUGACACAAUAUUAGUAGUGCUGUGUUUAAGUGCCAAAUGCAUGACUGUGUCUACCUGUGGUGUUCAGAUUUUGUUUCUGCUUUCUGAUUUUUUAAAUUACUGUACUGUACUUUUUGGUUUUUGGUUUUAUACAUUUAUUACCUAAAUAAUUUUAAAGAACAUAAUCAGUUAUUCUUGAAUGCAAUUCUUAUUAUGUAAAUUAUAAGCUGGACUUUUAAACUUAAACUUUUAAAGUAACAUGGCUGGACCAAAUUUAAGUUAACAGAAAUUUAAAAGUGGUGGAAAUAACAAGUCUGUUUUGUUUUAAAAUGCUGUUUAAAUUGCUUAAUCGUUACUGACUUGUCAAGAUCUAGUAUACCAAUGGGGAGGGGAGAUGUUUGUUUUGUUUUAUUAUUUGAUUAACAUUUUUUGGGUGAUGCACAAGAUUAACGGUGACGUUAAUUUUUACUUUGCCAGUAGCUAUGGGCAAGUUGUUUUGUCGCCAGAGUACUCUGACUGUAGAGGGCUAGACGGACAUUUGGACAGAUAUUCAGGACUGAAUAUCUGUCCAUAUGUCCGUCUAGCCCUCUACAGUCAGAAGACUCGAACUGGUUGUUUUGAAGCACAUCUGUUGUGGAUACAAUAUAUAUUUUGGCCAAAGUCAUAUGUUCAAAAUGGGCAUUGACAAAAUCGCACAAAUAUAGCUUUUCGAUUAAUUUAUGGGACUGUUUUUUUACUGGUAGGUAAUUAAUUUCUGUAUUUUCUAAUACAUGUACAGCCAUUAGUCUUGGUUAUGCUUUACUAGCUAUUGCUAAGUAAAUUAAACAUAUCUAAGGAUUAGUGCUAUGGUUCAUAAUGUUAAUGUGAAUUACUUUUUUAAAUACAAAUGUUAAAACGCAUUUCUAAAUCAAAUUUUGUUUUUCUCAUUUGUAUUUUUAUACAAAAUAUGAAGACCAGAAUUUAAUAAGUGUUUCAAUAAUGACCAGAUGUUGUGACCCGAUUUUAAGUUUGCAGAAUUGGACACAAAAUCUAUAGACUAGACUCUAGUUUGCAUGCUAUAUUUUUUACUAUUGUGAUUAGAAUAAAUUAGUGUCAUGUUAAAAUAGAACUAUGCAGGCACACCCCAGACUAGUUCAAACAGGGUUGGGUUUUUUAUAUAACAUUCACAUUUCCAUUUGUACAAAAAAUAAGGUGAGCAGGUAAUAUUGGCCACUGCUAAAUUUGUUGGUGAUUAUUUAGUAAAUUUUGUUAUUUACAGACACGGUUAACCAUAAAGCAAUAAAUUUGUUUUUAUAUGUCA